AUGGGGAAAUCUGUAGUGGGUUAUUGUGGCCUUUUCCUGACUCUGCUUCUGGUUUCUGUAUCUGGGUUCCACCAUGGGAACUUGCCUGUUAUCCCCUUUGAUGAGGGCUACACCCAGCUUUUUGGGGAAGACAAUCUGGUUGUUCACAGGGAUGGGCAUACCGUCCACUUAUCUCUUGAUGAAAGAACAGGGUCUGGAUUCGUUUCGCAGGACCUUUACUUACACGGCUACUUCAGUGCUUCCAUUAAGCUCCCUGCAGAUUACACUGCUGGAGUUGUGGUUGCUUUCUAUAUGUCCAAUGGCGAUACAUACGAGAAGAACCAUGAUGAGAUUGACUUCGAGUUCUUGGGGAAUAUUAGGGGUAAAGAUUGGAGGAUACAAACAAAUAUCUACGGGAAUGGAAGCACGGCCCUUGGCAGAGAAGAGAGAUACAGCCUUUGGUUUGAUCCUGCCGAUGACUUCCAUCGCUACUCCAUUCUCUGGACUGAUUCCCACAUCAUAUUCUACGUCGAUGAUGUUCCGAUCAGAGAAGUGGUAAGAACCCCAACAAUGGGUGGAGAUUUCCCAUCGAAACCGAUGUCUCUAUACGCGACGAUAUGGGAUGGAUCGGACUGGGCCACCAAUGGAGGGAAGUACAGGGUGAACUACAACUACGCGCCUUACACCACCGAGUUCUCCGACUUCGCCCUCCAUGGCUGCGCCGCCGACCCCACAGAUCACUCCACAUCAACGUGCGACGCCUCCUACACCACGCUAUCGAAAGCCGAAGCAAUCUCCGGGUCGCAGAGGACCAAGAUGGACAGGUUCAGGACCAAGUACAUGACAUACUCCUACUGCUACGACCGUGUUCGAUACAAGACCCCACUGUCCGAAUGUGUGAUCAGCCCGCAAGAAGCACAGCGGCUCAAGUCGUUCGAUCCUGUCACUUUCGGUGGAGGUAGGCCCCGCCACCAUGGGAGGAGGCACCGGAGGAACCAGCGAGCAGCAGCAGUCAAUGGUGAGGCCAUUUCUAUGUGA
Linum trigynum is the source of this 1017-nucleotide messenger RNA. The record is from the annotation of a GenBank genome assembly. Lineage: Eukaryota; Viridiplantae; Streptophyta; Magnoliopsida; Malpighiales; Linaceae.